AUGCCUAUUCAAUGCGCUACUUCAUUUCAACGUUUGUUACUGUUCUCAUACAACUAUAAAACCAGAGAAUACCGUCAAAGUAAAUGGAUAUUAAAAGAUGGGCACUUUCAUUUCCUACACUAUGAUCCUUUACGUAAACGUCUCUUUGGAUUACGAGACGUUUCUACAUUUACUUUGUUUAUCGAAGAGUAUGAUACGGUAACUUUAGACGUUGUUAAAGUUUAUACAAAACAAGAUGGUGAGAAAUAUACAUUUCCAUUUGCUUGGUGUUCCUGUUUUGAUUAUAAUGAAAACUGGAUUAUUCAAGUGCGUACACGUUUUGACAAUCCAAGUGUAAAUGCAUAUUGGAUUAAAAUGGAUUUAAAUUUAGUUGGAGUGAAAGAAGAUAUCGUCACAGAUUUUCAUCUGAUGCCAGAUGUACAUAAUUUCUUAACGAUGACAUAUGAUAUUGAGAAGACAAAAUUGGUUUUGUGUACAUGGCAACAUGGUUCAAUUGAAUUGAGUCUUUUUAUGUUUCAUCUGGAUCCAUAUCAAAGUGGAAAAUUUCCAUAUAAAAAUGAAUCACUAGUUAUGUUAUUUAAAACAAAGCAGGGAGAAGAUAUAGAGGUCACAAAAGAUGUAUGGAAUCCAGUGAAACGGGAAGUGUUGUUUAUGAUACAAACUCGGAAUGAUGAAACUUUUGAGACGACAAAUUAUAUGUUAAGGGUACAAUUUGAUACGUUGGUAAUAAUGGAGAAGACAGUAUUGACAAAUGAACAAUUGCCAUUAUUUGAAUUAUGGGAAUAUUUUUAUUUACCUGACAAUUAA
Messenger RNA from Rotaria sp. Silwood1, 807 nucleotides. NCBI's taxonomy places the organism in Eukaryota, Metazoa, Rotifera, Eurotatoria, Philodinida, Philodinidae. The record is from the annotation of a GenBank genome assembly.